GAAUAUAUCAAGAACACGACACGCGUAUAUAAGCAGUUUAGUACAAAAAUAAGCCUACUUGAAGAAUUAAUAUGCCAUCGCUGAAAAUAAUAUAACUUCGGAACUGUAUGUCUCAAAAAAGGAAUACAAAAACGUAUAUUCAAAAGAGAAGUGCCGCACAAAUCUAUGAAGGACGAGAAUUUAUUACUAUGCGUGGGGAACCUUACAUACGUAAAUACACAUGGAAUCCCACGGUUUGAUCGAACAGAUACGGAUUAGACCGCUUAGGGCGUAGCCUUGUAGGAUUUAUGGCUCCUCUACAAAACCCUGCGAAGGCGAGUGCGAGAGAGACAGAAGAAUGUGGUAUUAUUCUGAGCAAUAAACUGAAGCUACUAAUAAUAUUAAGUUGUGCACGUAAGUAAAUAACGCCCAGAAUUGCCGUUAAUUGACCUUCCGGACAAUCAAAAACAAGUUAAAAACGCAACGCCAGUUGCGUAAGAAGCACAUGUUUUGCAAAAUCUUUAAAGAUUUUAAAUGUAUACAUAAAAUAUGCACUAUGAAGCUGACAUUUAAAUAACUAAUGCUUAUAUAGUGAUUUUAAAAAUGAGUUAUAAAUUCUACAAUUUGUUGGGCACCAAAAAUUAAUUAAUUUACCGAAAACACAAAGGUUUUUGUCAGGCGGUGGGAUGCGCUGGGCUGUUUGUGGUGUUAGACCAAUUUUGGCUUUAUCCACUCGGAUGUCAAAUGCUUUUCCAUUUGAAGGGGUCCAUAUCUUCUUUUGCAUUUUAAAACUCACUCGCAUAUAAGAUUUGCGUUAGUUUUUUUUAUAGAAUGUUUGUCGGCCGGCUCAAAACGCUGUUCAAUUAGUGCGCACACGGUGGUGACAGGCGGUGAUCUUUGUACUUCCAGGCCGCACCGCCCAUUGCUUACAUACUUUCGGAUUGCGGUGACCAAGCCUUUCUAUGGCCUAAACUUAUAUUACCUCACUAAUAGUCUCGAAUUAUACACCUGUCUGUAUUAGUAUUUUAAACCGAAUCUGUGACACGUUCACAAUAUAGUUCUGAUCUUUGUAACCAUACUAAGCAAAUAUUCAUUAACAUGUGUGGGUUUUAAUUAGGCCUAUUAUUCGUAUAUUUACUGACAACAGUCUUAAGGAACCAUGCAAGUAAAAUAUUGCUGCGCUUUGCUUACUGGACAAUAACAUGUUAAAGGUUGUAACUUUUUUAUGACAAACGGCAAAAUAAAACGAAUGAAUGAAUGUACACAUAUAAAAUGGUAUUACAUAAUGUGUAAUAAUCAACCCGAAUAUAAUCGUCGUUUAUAUUAUCUUUGUACUGCAACGUGGUAAUCGUCGUAUACAGCUAUAAAUCUUAGUUGGGCAUUUCAUGGGAAAUUACUGGCACCAAUAACACAGCUAUGCAUGGCGCGUUACUUUCCGUAAUUCUUGUUUUAACAUGCAGUCCUACUUUCCACAAUUACUACGCCACUGACUGUAUUUUUUUAUGCGAAGGGGCCGGGCCGAGCCGGGUGCAGCUCGAUGGAAAUACAAGGGGUCAGUGGGUGUUUUUACACGGCGUAGUUCGGGGAGGACAGCUUGUAGAUGGUGGUCGUCUCAGUCCAAAGUCCCAGAUGCCGGAUCAGCCCGUCGCUGAGCCUGACGAGCACAGAGCACAGUUGGCAAUGCAACCUGAAUAAAAGAGACUAAAGGCGGAGAAGACGACUUGACUUGGGAGACAAGUAGUUUUUUUUUGUUUGUUUCAUCCCGUGCUCAUAAUCUAACAUGUUGAUCAGAAAACUUGUGUCAGAAGUAUCGGAAGACUGUAAUGCAGGACACCUUUUUCCUGUGCGAUUUUAGAGACGAUAUCAGCUUUUGCAAAUAAGGGGAUCCCGAACGGGAUAUAAACCGAAGUUGCAAAAAAAGUUAAAGGUCAAAAAUCAAAACUGAUCUACCGUCCAGUCCUGCACAUCAUACUUUAAGGACGCCUGAAUUAAUCGCUUUGAAAGUUAAUGCAGUCCUCUGACAUGAAGGAAACCAAGGCGCACAUUUAGCUGGGCAACUGGCGCAGCCGGGCAUGACUAUGCGGCGGAUUGUGCAGGACAGGCGGCAGAUGCGACAGCUGCGCUCCGUGUGGAUCUGCGCGGCUCUGCUCGCUUUAAUGCUGGCGGUCGUCAGCGUCGCGUUCACGGCGUGGGCAUGGGGGCAGACGAGGAACCUGUCUCUGUCUUUCAAAAGCCUGCAAUAUCAUCUCGAACAAGUAAAUGCCCAGCGAGAGGCCAUUGUGAGCCUUUUGCUGGAAAAGCGAUUUAAGCUGGACUACCAGAGGGUCAAGAGAGAAGCUUUCAGCCAGAUGGGACAGACAGGUACUGGGAGGCAGCGGUCGGUCACGGCACAGGGGCGAGGGCCGGUGGUCGGUCACGGCACAGGGGCGAGGGCCGGAGGUCGGUCACGGCGCAGGGGCGAGGGCCGGAGGUCGGUCACGGCGCAGGGGCGAGGGCCGGAGGUCGGUCACGGCGCAGGGGCGAGGGCCGGAGGUCGGUCACGGCGCAGGGGCGAGGGCCGGAGGUCGGUCACGGCGCAGGGGCGAGGGCCGGAGGUCGGUCACGGCGCAGGGGCGAGGGCCGGAGGUCGGUCACGGCGCAGGGGCGAGGGCCGGAGGUCGGUCACGGCGCAGGGGCGAGGGCCGGAGGUCGGUCGCGGCGCAGGGGCGAGGGCCGGAGGUCGGUCGCGGCGCAGGGGCGAGGGCCGGAGGUCGGUCGCGGCGCAGGGCGAGGGCCGGAGGUCGGUCACGGCGCAGGGCGAGGGCCGGAGGUCGGUCACGGCGCAGGGGCGAGGGCCGGAGGUCGGUCACGGCGCAGGGGCGAGGGCCGGAGGUCGGUCACGGCGCAGGGGCGAGGGCCGGAGGUCGGUCACGGCGCAGGGCGAGGGCCGGAGGUCGGUCACGGCGCAGGGGCGAGGGCCGGAGAAAAGCCCUCCCUGCCUUCUCAACAUUUUUUCCACUUUUCUUUCUUUUUUUCCCCCCAAAGAUCCCGGAAGUAGAAGGAAGAAGAAGAAACACCAGGAAUUGGCUUCUCAUUUUGAAAUUAAAGACCAAGCCGUUGUAGAAGUGGGAACAAAGGGAGUCAUCAAGGGCUGGACAGAGGAACGGCUGAACGCCACCAAGGCUGUGAGUUAUGACCCCCAGGAAGGUGCCUUUAGAGUGGAGAGGAGAGGGGUUUAUUUCCUGUACUGCCAGGUGCACUUCAACGAGAACCAGAGCCCCUACGUGAAGCUGGAGGUGUCGGUGGGCAAUGUGCAAGUGCUGCAGUGCAAGGAAGGCUAUGGAACCACCCCCUCCUCAGGCUCCCAUCUAUUCCACUACAUGAAGCCGUGCCAGGUGUCGGGCUUAUUGCGCCUAGAGAAAGGGGAUGAGCUCAAGGUCACCACCGGCGCCAAAUUCACCCUUUUGAACACUGUCAAUCAUUACUUUGGGCUCUUCAAGGUCACCUGAGGCUGCCGGCAUUGAGUUGACUCGCCUUACUCUCUACCCCAAAAGCAUCUUCAACAUCCCUCUUCAUACAUGAGCCUGUGUGUGUGUCUGUGUAAACAUUCCCUCCAAACCUGAACCUUGGACAUAUUUCUCAUUCGUCUCUGAAAAGGGGACAGUAUCAGGCUUAGACUUAUGUGGUGCUUUCAUGUUCUGUUCGACACGGAACCCUGUGCCUUCCUGCUUCCGGCCCUGUGUGCUGCUGCCCAGGCAGAAGAAGCGGAGGACUUGCUUCAUGGAAACUUUCAAACCGGUGCCCUGCACCCGGAGCUCAGUCGGCCUGAAUCCUGAACCGUACCGUCGGCCGAUUUGCAGGGCUGGGUCACAUCUUCGUAAUGGGUUAGCACUUCCAGAAAUGCCGCUUUCAUCUGAACAAACUACAAUCCAUUGGACUAAAAUUCAUAUUGACAUUUUUAAACCUGCGUACCCAUGUCCCCCCCCCCCCCCCCCUUUAUUAAUUCAGACCAAUAGGUAUUAACUGCAGGCACUUCUAUUAUCUUCCGUGUAACAUACUACAUUAUUAACUGCGUGGGGCUGUAAUACAUGAUAUGAUGUAAAUGGUACCUGUGGUAAACUCUGCCACCCAGCACAGUCUGCUUUGCAAAUAAAUUCAUUUGCAUGAGCAGCCUUCCUGCGCCCAUCCUCCGCUUCCUGCUGCGGUGUGAUCUUUUUUUUUU
Brienomyrus brachyistius is the source of this 4180-nucleotide messenger RNA. It is a transcript of the gene tnfsf12, whose product is annotated as TNF superfamily member 12. Lineage: Eukaryota; Metazoa; Chordata; Actinopteri; Osteoglossiformes; Mormyridae. The coding region runs from base 2052 to 3467 and encodes 471 amino acids. Gene Ontology annotation, cellular component: membrane. The transcript has 7 exons. Gene Ontology annotation, biological process: immune response. The record is from RefSeq and is a predicted model, not a curated record. Gene Ontology annotation, molecular function: tumor necrosis factor receptor binding; receptor ligand activity.